AUGACUUCUGCCAGUCUUUUUCAAUCUAUUCUUCCUUUUUGGAGUAAUUCCUACAGGUCUAAAAAGUCUCGCUUCAAAUAUUCUCGAUUACUUACUCUCGAGAUACGACUCUUGGAACUACAGCCUGGCUUACCCGAAGACCCCCUCGCAGGCACCAUUUUACAGAGAGAAUUGGCCCCCGGAAAUCGCAAGAUACCAGAUUAUGAGGCUUUGUCCUACUGCUGGGGCGACCAGUCUCAUCCCCAGACUAUCAGCCUUGCCGCCGAGCACCACUCACACGGGGCGCAUUCAAAAACUCCCACAAAGUCACAGUGUCUUGAGAUCGGACCAAAUCUCGCCUCCGCUUUAAAGUCUCUGCGAUACCAUGAUCGGAGUCGCAUUCUCUGGUGCGAUUCAAUCUGCAUCAACCAGAGAAAUCUUGCCGAACGAUCUUCCCAGGUUCAACGAAUGGGAGAUGUGUAUCGGUGGGCCAAGAGAGUUGUUAUCUGGCUGGGUCCUGAAACGUCCUGGAGUCGUACAAUCAUGGAGGCUCUACGUGGGCUAGCAAACCAAGUACCGCAAACAAUCGAUAUAACACGCGACUGGCACAGAAUAGGUCAAGUUCUUGGCGUGAACAGAACAGGGCCUAUUCCAACCACUCAUGAUCAAUUGCUUGCGUAUGAGCAGCUAUUAGACAUAGAUUGGCACCGAAGGCUUUGGACAUUUCAAGAAAUAGCAUUCGCCAACCAAGAAACGUCAAUUGUGAGGUUUGGCGGUGAGGAAAUGCUAUGGAAUAUGUACAAGAAUUCUGUCAUGUUCAUGUCCUUGCAAGUUGACAACGUUUCGCCCGCCUGCGUAAAGAACGUUCAGGUAUUCACGGCCAAGUUUAUGGCUGGUAAUAUGUUUGGUAUGGGUGAUAGUCAUGAGUGGGUUGGUUUUCUCCAUUUGACCAACCGCUACGAAUGCACAGAUAUUCGAGACAGGUUAUAUGCAAUCCGGGGGUUCUUGAGAACGGACGUUGCUCAAUCGAUUCGAGUGGACUACAGGAAGUCUGCCAAGCAGAUAUUGGCUUCAGCUUGUGUUUCUCAUAUAAACCGCAAUGGGACUCUGCAGUUCCUGGAGUUGUGCAAUUCGGAUACAAAACCAACCUGGACAGCAGACCUUGGAAAGCAGUUGCACACGCUGAGUCUUACCAGUAGCGCCAGUGGAAAGUCAGCUGCUUCUGCUGUUCUCGUCAAGUCUGGUGUUUUGGAGGUGGCGGGAGUGUCUUGUGAUGAGAUAUGCAGCACCCCAAUUGUUCUCCCCUACAAACGUUUCGAUCAGCCCGAGGAAGAGUAUAUGCUCUUGCUUAUUCAAUUCCUACAAUGUCUUACGGGAAAUGAAGACUUUUACAACGAUGACGAAUGCCUCAAUGAGCUAAUCAACAUGCUCAAGUUUGGGUUACUCUGGGAUCACGACAUAGCCUUCACCAAAUCUCGUCCAGAAGCGGCCGCAAAGGCCAACGGAGAAAGGCUCACCGAGCGAUGGCUACCCGACAAUACAAAGAUUCGUGGCGUCAAUCUUGGCUCGCAGUUCAUCAUUGAACGAUGGAUGGCUGAAGAGUCAUGGAAAAGCAUGGGCUGUAGUGCUUACAACGACGAAUGGGCAUGCGUCGAGGGUAUCGGCCAAGCCAAAGCCAACGCUGCCUUUAAAAAGCACUGGGAGACCUGGAUCACCGAGGCUGAUAUAAAGGAGAUUGCCAGUCUUGGUCUCAAUGCCGUUCGAAUUCCUGUAGGAUACUGGAUGUACGAAGACAUUAUCCAAGAUGGCGAAUACUGGCCUCGUGGUGGUAUCUGGCAUCUUGACCGGAUCUCCGUGCCAGAUCCUGGGUUCUAUACUCCGGAGAACUACGAGCGUGCUUACCGUUUCCUCGAGUGGAUGACGAAGCGCAUCCACACUAAUGGCAACUACACCACUGUUGGAAUGCUAGAGGUUUUGAACGAGCCUGUGCAUGUACCAAAGUGGAAGGACGAGGCAGCAGAUAUGAUCAAGAACUACUAUCCCAACGCAUACAAGCGCAUCACAGCUAUGGAGGGCUACCUUAAGGUUGCUAGCUCUGACCGUUUACACAUUCAAUUCAUGGGCAAGUCUUGGGGAUCAGGAGACCCAAGAACCUAUCUCCCAGAUGACGAACACAUAUUCUUCGAUGCACACAGAUACCUGAGCUUCGACAAUAGAAUUGCAGGUAACAAAAAAGCCUACAUACAAACUGCCUGCAAUGACGACAUGGGAAGACAUGUCUUUGUUGGUGAAUGGUCUCUGUCGGUCAACAGUACUUUGAAGAAUACCGAUGAAUUCAAGGUUGAUGGGCAAGAAACAUGGUACAAAGCGUAUUGGGCUGCACAGGCAGAGUCUUUUGAGAAGGGUGAUGGAUGGUUCUUUUGGUCUUGGAAGUGUGACGGUAAACUGGGUAAGCAAGACUGGCGAUGGUGUUACCAGUCUGCGGUUGCCGCUGGGGUUAUCCCCAAAGAUGCUGGCAGUGCUGCGAAAUUGAGCCCUUGUGAUAGAUAUACUCGAUAA
Molecule: messenger RNA, 2538 nt
Organism: Fusarium poae
Lineage: Eukaryota; Fungi; Ascomycota; Sordariomycetes; Hypocreales; Nectriaceae
Exons: 4
Coding region: 1-2538 (845 amino acids)
Molecular function (GO): hydrolase activity, hydrolyzing O-glycosyl compounds
Source: RefSeq, a predicted model, not a curated record